Molecule: messenger RNA, 3428 nt
Organism: Cyprinus carpio (common carp)
Lineage: Eukaryota; Metazoa; Chordata; Actinopteri; Cypriniformes; Cyprinidae
Gene: adamts2a
Product: ADAM metallopeptidase with thrombospondin type 1 motif, 2a
Biological process (GO): extracellular matrix organization; proteolysis
Cellular component (GO): extracellular matrix
Molecular function (GO): metalloendopeptidase activity
Source: RefSeq, a predicted model, not a curated record
AUAAGCAACUCGCGAACUCGCAGAGAGACAUAUGAAGAUGAGAUCUUUAACAUCGAGGUUCUGUUGGGUGUGGACUGCUCUGUGGUGAUGUUUCAUGGCAGAGAGCACAUCCAGAAGUACCUCCUGACCCUCAUGAACAUUGUGAAUGAAAUUUAUCAGGACAGCUCCCUGGGUGCCCAUAUUAAUGUUGUCCUGGUUAGAAUCAUGAUGCUGUGCUCCUCCAAGUCCAUGGGUUUGAUUGAGCUGGGCAACGCUUCUCAGAGUCUGGAGAAUGUCUGCCGCUGGGCCUACCUACAGCAAAAAGAGGACAAGAAUGAUUCAGAAUACCACGAUCAUGCCAUUUUCCUCACCAGACAAGAGUUUGGGCCUACUGGCAUGCAAGGUUAUGCUCCUGUGACAGGAAUGUGUCACCCUGUGAGAAGUUGCACUCUGAACCAUGAGGAUGGCUUCUCGUCUGCUUUUGUUGUGGCCCAUGAGACAGGACAUGUGUGAGAAUCUGCUUUUGUUGUGGCCCAUGAGACAGGACAUGUGUGUGAUUUUGUAUCCAAAAUGGGCAGUAUAAUGGCUCCUCUGGUACAAGCAGCCUUCCAUCGCUUUCAUUGGUCCCGAUGCAGUCAACAGGAGCUCAGGCGAUACCUCAAUACAUAUGACUGUCUCCGUGACGACCCCUUUGAUCAUGAGUGGCCCAGUCUGCCCCAGCUGCCUGGUCUGCAUUACUCUAUGAACGACCAGUGCCGCUUUGACUUCGGCAUGGGCUACAUGAUGUGCACUGCGUACAGCACCUACGAUCCUUGCAAGCAGCUGUGGUGCAGCCACCCCGAGAACCCUUUCUUCUGCAAGACCAAGAAGGGCCCUCCUAUCGAUGGGACCAAGUGUGCAACAGGAAAGCACUGUUUUAAGGGUCACUGUAUCAAGCUGACGCCAGACAUUCUUAGGCAGGAUGGCCACUGGGGUCAGUGGACCAAGUUUGGCUCCUGUUCUCGUACCUGUGGUGGUGGAGUACAGUUCCGAACUCGAGAGUGUAACAACCCAAUUCCCUCCCCCCCCCAAACGGGGGGCGCACUUGUUAUGGAAACAACUAGAGUUUUCCAGAUCUGUAACAUGGAAAAAGAGUGCGACCCAAAGGCCCUAGCUGACUUUAGAGAGGAGCAGUGCAAGAUGUGGAACCCUCACUUUGAGCAUGAGGGCACCAAACACCAUUGGCUGCCCUACGAGCACCUGAAAGUUGAACAGAGAUGUCAACUAUACUGCCAGUCAAACACACAUUGUUCCUACAAAGACCCUUACAGCGUGUGUGUGCGUGGGGAGUGUGAGAAAGUGGGCUGUGACAAUGUUAUAGCCUCGGAGCUAGAGGAAGAUAAGUGUGGUGUGUGUGGAGGAGACAACUCUACCUGCAAGAUUGUCAAAGGAAAUUUUACCCGCAGCACAAGGAAACCAGGUUUUCUAAAGAUCCUGGAGAUUCCUAGAGGAGCACGCCACAUACAGAUCCGUGAAUUCAAAGGAACUCCACAUAUUCUAGCGGUAAAGAACCAGGCCACAGAUCAUAUCUUCAUGAACGGCGAGGAUGAUUUUCCUGAGUCACGUACAGUAAUUGAGAAAGGUGUGGCGUGGGAGUAUACUAACAAUGAUGACAUGGAGACGGUCCAGACCACCGGGCCACUGAAAUAUGGAGUUCUCAUUAUGGUCCAGUCUCAGAGCAUUUCUAAAGUCACGCUUUCAUACAAAUACAUCCUGCCAGAAGAUCCGCUCUCAUCAAUGGAGAACACCCUGCCUCAGGAUGACACAAUUUACUUCGAGUGGGCUCUCAGGAAGUGGUCGCACUGCUCAAAGCCAUGUGGCGGAGGGAAACAGUACACACGUUUUGGAUGCCGGAGGAAGUCGGAUGGCAAAAUGGUACACCGCACACUCUGUGCCAACAUACCCAAACCUCGCGCCAUCAGUCGAGCCUGCAACCAGAAGGAGUGCUCAGAACCAAUCUGGGUGACAGAAGAAUGGGAGGAGUGCAGUAAAUCAUGUGGUAAGACUGGUUCUCAGACUCGACCAGUGCGCUGUGUGAGACCUGAACUGGAAGGUUCAUACAAAGCCAUCAACGCUAAGUAUUGCAAUGAUGACCGGCCUGAAGGGCGACGACCCUGUAAUCGUCACCUAUGCCCUGCACAAUGGAGAACUGGACCUUGGUCUCAGUGCUCAGUGACCUGUGGAAAUGGGACUCGGGAGCGGCAGGUCAUGUGCAGCACCCAUGAUAAUGCCAUCGGCAUCUGUAUGGACACUAAGCCUGAGAGCAUCAAAUCAUGUCUGCUGGCACCGUGUCCAAAUGACAGAGGGAACUUCCUCAUCCAGUGGCUCUCCAGAGCAGACCCCGAGUUCCCAGCGCCCAAGAUCUCCUCAAGAUCCCGCUGUAAAGGAGACAAGUCUGUGUUCUGUCGGAUGGAAGUUCUCAGUAAGUACUGCUCCAACCUGGGCUACAGGCAGAUGUGCUGCAAGUCCUGCAAAGAGGGCAAUUACACCUCUAAAUUCAACCUGACUAGACCCUGGAUGUACACCACUGUCACCCCUACUAUAACUCCUACGGCAAUGGCUCCUGUUCGCAUGACACAGCUGUACAAGACCUCACAGAAGCCCGGCACAACAAUCACACCAUCAGUCAGCAGAUGGAGAAACAUCAGCACUGAGCCCAUAUCUUGGGGCUACACAACCACUGUGAAUCCGAUAACUCUAAAACCAGCAACCACAGUCCCUUUCACCACUGGUUCUGUCACUAUGCACACUAAGCAUCCCAGCAUACUCGACUACGAAGAGGAAGCCAGCACCCCCCUCUACGAGGAUGAAACCUGGAGCAACGUCUCAACCGAACACUUCUCAGAAUCUGAAUCGUCAGAGUUCAUCUCAUCGUCUGCAGAGCCUUGGCCAACAACUCCACAAUAUACAAGCACACCUGAGAAUAAAAACAUCGAGACAACUUUUCUGACAAUGCUACAACCUAACGUUACUGCAACAACAAGCCCUCCUGCCAUAAUCAGUCUCCAACAGUCAGAAGACAAGAAGGAGAAUAACUCCAUCGACGUGUCCUACAGGAUUGUCAAUCCGAACGAGGUCGCACUUAACCACUUUGUUCCCAGAAUGCGAGUGCCGUUCCGUGAGAAGACGCAUAAUAAAAGAAUUCAAGAGCUUCUUGCGGAGAAAAGACGACAGGACUCCCUGCUUCAAAGACUGAAACGAAAACCAGGAGACUGAUACAUUUCCUUUUCUUUAUCCCUGUGGUAUGUUGUGAGUAUAUUUUAAGUGGUUUUACGGCCUCUACACUCUUUCUUGGCAUUUGCAAUAUUUUUACAGGAAAUAACCUCAGAUCUCAGUCUUUCAUGUAGUAUCUGUUCAAGGCAUCUGAUCGGAUAGAAAAAUUACCCUAGUCAUUUUUUUUUUUUUUUUUU